GAUACCGUUUAAACUGUGACAAGUAUAUGAUUAAAAAAUUUGAAGACGAAAACUGUUCCAUCACAGACAAAGUGAAGAAUUUGCGAUCGUUAGUAUCCACACGAUUAAAAUUCUGGCAAAAUUGGUUGAUCAUUGUAGACAACGUGGAACUGCUCAGCAAAAUUUCUUUGUUACUGCCCCAAGUAGGUGAUGCCAUGUGGAUAAAUGGACAAAUCGUAGUAACUAUCCAGAACACAGAUGCCGUACCUCAAGACGAUGGGCUUAACAAACAUAUUGCUAUCAGAAGUGGAAUGAAUGAUACGGAAUGUUUUCAACUGUUGAAGCAUUACACUAUUGAACAUGCUGAUGACCAAUUGUUGAAUGAAGUAUCGCACGCAUUGGAUCGUCAACCGCUGGCUUUGGCUGCUGCUGGUUAUUAUGUCAGUCGUGUAAACAAAGCAAACUGCUCAUUUACUUGGAGUCAAUAUUUAAAGAAAAUAUCUUCAGAGGAAGAAGAAAGCAUGGACGCCAUUUUUGUUAGAUUUAACUCGGUAUAUCCUAGAAGUAUGUUACAAGCUUCACUUUUAGCUGUCAGAGAAAAUGCUGAAGAAUCCUCAAUAUUAGCAAAUGUUAUUAACUUUUUUUCCGUGAUAUCGUUUGAUCCUAUACCACGAGACAUUAUUGUUUUUUAUGUUCAAGAAAUUGAUCCCAAACACUCAAAGGAAGAUAUAUGUCUUUCUUUAAAGCACUGCUCAUUGUUCUUGCAUUCAGAAAAUAAUGACAUUAGUCUACAUCGCAUUGUUCACAAAGCAAUUACUGUUUAUCAAUCUGAACAGUUGAAUGAGAAACAUGAAAUUGAAAGUAGCGUUGAUGAAAUAUCAAAAGCACUUUACAUGUUUAAAAAGAAAGACGACGAAAGCAAAUUGAUGCCACAUCUUGAAAAAAUUGUUCAAUUAUUGUCUUUAAACAAUGUUGGUAAUGUGCUUAAAAGAACUGGAAACUACGACAAAGCUAUAGAGUUCCACGAAAAAGCUAGAAAAUUUGCAAAAAAAAACGUUAGGAACUAG
Messenger RNA from Xenia sp. Carnegie-2017, 1046 nucleotides. RefSeq lists its product as uncharacterized. Lineage: Eukaryota; Metazoa; Cnidaria; Anthozoa; Malacalcyonacea; Xeniidae. Gene Ontology annotation, molecular function: protein binding. The record is from RefSeq and is a predicted model, not a curated record. The transcript has 2 exons. The coding region runs from base 27 to 1046 and encodes 339 amino acids.